AUGGAUGCCUUCCUGGGUGCUGCUAUAAUUCUUAUUUCGUGGCUUCUUUGGAGCUACAGGAGCAACUUUUGUACACUGGACUCGCUGGACCUUCUGUUGCUACUGGCCCGGCUUCAUCGUUGGGCCUAUGAAGAAAAGCUCGUGGAUCUUGUGACCUGGCUCAUGGGCGCGCCUGCAGACUUUAAGCUGAAUCGAGAACUCACGUCCUUCGUAGGCGACCUGUUCCUGUCACUGUUCUCGCUUUGGAGCCGCUUGGCGCUGCAUGCCCUGCAGAUGCUGCACACACCGGCCGUUGCCCAUGUUCUGCGCAUUUGUUGUGUUAUCGCAGGUCUGUCAGGCCUGUCCACGUUGCUGGCAUGUGCAAUGGACCUCCUUGCAAUUGCCUCGCUGCCUCUCUUUGUAGCAUACCUGGGUACUUGCCUCUGCUGGAAGACGGCCACACAGUCGCUGUACACGCUGAGCUUGCUGUUCCAGGGCCGAAAGCACAACGUACUCCGAUUCCGUAUUGACCACCAUCACUUCGACCUGAACCAGCUGCUUAUUGGAGUUAUCUUGUUGUCGAUGGUCGUCUUCCUGCUGCCAUCGCUCUUCAUGUUCUACAGCUGCUUUAUGGGUUCAUGGCUGCUGGUGCUUGCAGCUCACUACGCUCUCGGCCUGUUCGUGUCGCUGUGCAACCAUUUUCCUUCUUGCCUGCUGAGCCUGAUUCCUGACAGCCACGUGAUGCUUGAGCUAAAGGAGGAUCCGAAGGAGGACCCAAAGACGGCCUUCCGUACGCUGCUACUGACAAUACGCCCUGGCUCCACGCGGCUCAGCAGCACCAUGCGCGCUGCCGCUGCAUCCCUGGGCCCUUUGAAUUGCUUUGGUGCUGGCUUGAUGGCCCUGUCUGGUGAAGCAUUGACUCUCUGUCGCCUGCACAGCCCAUCCCUUACUCUAGCCUAUCCUGAGCCAGAUAGCGUAGUGAGCUUGGCAGAGGUGCUCCGCUUCAUCUGGAGCUUUGCGGAGAAAAGUUUCAUGCAUGUGCUGCGCGGAAAGAGAUGUUGUGUCCUAGUUGUUUCGCAGGCACUCUCGAAGCCGCUCAAGAGGCCGCCGCGACCAAGGCUCGAGCAGAGGCCGACCCAUCCGCCGUUUGGAGUGAGGCUGCGUGCCAAUUAA
This is a messenger RNA of Symbiodinium pilosum, 1152 nucleotides long. The record is from the annotation of a GenBank genome assembly. NCBI's taxonomy places the organism in Eukaryota, Dinophyceae, Suessiales, Symbiodiniaceae.